GACGUUGGUCAACGUGUCCUUCAUCAUGGACACUCUCCUCAUCGUCGACUCUAUGCAGGUGCUGGAGAUAUCUGGAGACUUACUUCAGGAGUGGGAGGAUCCCAAUCUUCUCUUCCCCGGCAGCAGCGGCGGCAUCAUUACCUCAGUAGGUCUCUCAGGAACAACAGGGUCAAAGAUACAAGACCAAAUAUGGCGGCCGGACUUGACAGCGGCACACAACAUCAACCCCAGAGGAUCCAUACCUCACUCUGACUUUCUCAGGAUCACUCGUGAUGGUCGAAUGUCCUAUAACCAGAGGGUACACUACACUAUCCCGUGCAUCAUGGAACUUUACAGCUAUCCUCUGGGUGUACACACCUGCACACUCAAGCUAAACAGCUUGGGAUACGACUCGAGCGAACUGCAGCCGUCGUGGUAUGGGGACACAGCAGUGGAAUUUGCCAACUUGAUGAUAACUCACGGAUAUGAGCUGACUGAGGUCAAGACCUCAGCCAAGACCGUCGUCACAGCACACAAACCCAAGAGGCAGCUGAGGGUAGAGAUGGAAUUACAGGCUUAUGGUGGAUGGGAGGUCAAACACACUGUCAUCCCAAUGAUCGCCACCGUCACCACAGCCUAUUUUUCCUUCUUCAUCAACAUUAGAGGAGCGUGUGUACGGGUGAUUCUGGGAAUGAUGUCCUUGAUGACAGCUGCUAUCUUCCACGAGAGUACCUACCGUAGCGUGCCCCACGCCUCGUAUACCAUGGCCAUUGAAGUGUUCACUGGGACAUGCCUUAGCUUCAUCUUCAUAGCGACGGUGGAGAGUGUAGUAGUGGACGUUUUGUCGCAUCUUCCCGUGAAAGGCCGGCGCUCCGCACCUUCUUCUCACACCUCCUUCGCUCUAGAGGUCCGUGACGAAAAGCCUGACCUGACAGAAGAGAGAGUAGGGAUGCGUGGUAACGUUGCUGCCCUCUGGUUAGACCGUUGCUUCCGUGUUCUCUACCCAGCCUCUUUCAUCGCUUUCAACGCUGUCUACUGGGUGCUCUACAAUUAACCUUCCACAUCCUUAACACUUCACCGAACUGCGUCGACAGAGACAAAACACCAUCCUCUGAAAACCUUUGAAAGCAUUGCCAUUGUCUUGACGGAACAAGAUUUGCAUCAUCUAAGCGUUGCAAUGCUCAGGAAUAUAAUAUUCAAUAAUUGUGAUAUAUAUCUGAUAUAUGAUAAUUGUUCCAGAGAUCUGUUUUCUGUUGCCCGGUCUCAGAUCAGGUCUUCUAAAUUGGAGAGAAACCAUUGUAGGAAUGAGAUCAAAUAAGAAAUACUGUAAGGUAGAGACAUAUGUAUAAAUGUGAGCAGAUGUUUGUGCUGUGGGAUGAAUAUCUAACUUUCUAGAACACAAACACUGAGCUAAAUAAAAUAAUGAAAUCGCCUGGAAGCCACAAAUAUAACUGAACAAGUUCCCAGGUAAAGAAAUUUGUGUGACCAGCAGGAAAGUCGAAUUAAGGCCUACACUAUGUAGCAAAAGUUAUAUUUACAUAAUUUAAAAAUUAUUUCCAUAACACCUUUACCACCUAACCUCUACACGCCGCUGUAAAUGUAUACAUUGUUAUAUAAGAAUAAAACCUAAGUAAAUUACUAUUGUAAACCGCCCUGCUAAUAAUAAUUACUAAAACACCAA
Molecule: messenger RNA, 1660 nt
Organism: Cherax quadricarinatus
Lineage: Eukaryota; Metazoa; Arthropoda; Malacostraca; Decapoda; Parastacidae
Source: RefSeq, a predicted model, not a curated record